AUGGCCUUUGAUAGCCAUCGCGUGGACAGCCCGGCCUCAAGAAGGAGAAUGCGCGAGGGUAUCCCUGUCCGAUCUCCUGGCGAGCCGGCCGAGCGAGUGCAGCAUAUCCUCUAUGACUCUGUGUCGGAUCCCACCGACACUGAGUCCGAACAGGAGAUGCUUUCGAAGGCCGAGGCGCGGCGGCAACAUUGUUACCUGCCUUCGGCGGGCUCUGCUGGCCACGGGACUGCUGCCGGGUGUCGACCUUGCGCUUUCUACAUACCGUCAGUUGGAUGUCGCAAUGGAACCGCAUGCAAUUUUUGCCACUACGACCACAGUCCAGAGGAGCGCCAGCUUCCAAAGCCUUCGUCACGGCCUGCCAAGGGCAAGCGUGACAAGGACAAAAGAAGAAUAGCCGAGAUAAACCAGAAGUAUUCCAACGAUGAGGGCAAGAGGCAGGAAGAGUUGCGCAAAUUUGCGCAAUCUCAGAGCUAUGCUGCCAAACUGCUCGGUUUCGAAAGUGGGCGGAAAGGAGCCAAGGGUGGCUACAAAGGUGCCCAGGUAGAAGCAGCCUCCAGAACAGUAGCGGCAAGCCCCGCCCAAAUGACGGAAAGCUGGGGCAACUAUGCCGAACCGGGAAGCAGACAUGCUUCCAGCUGGAGUGAUUAUGCCGAGCCAGGACGGGUUCCGACUGCUCCCGCAGGCCCGUGGAUACAUCGUGCCGCGAACCAGCCGCCGUACAGAGCGCAAGAAGGCGCAGGUGUUCUCCAUAUCCCUCGCCGAUGA
This is a messenger RNA of Symbiodinium sp. CCMP2456, 765 nucleotides long. Lineage: Eukaryota; Dinophyceae; Suessiales; Symbiodiniaceae. The record is from the annotation of a GenBank genome assembly.